AUGCAUGAUCGGCGCAUGCCGCAGAAUCGGCCCUCCGUUCAAAUCGUGUGCCAGUUUCAAGAGCAACCUCGGAAGUAUGCAGCGCAGCGUAGUUUGUCUCCGGCUCGCAACUUGUCAACACGUGCUCAAGGUAUUCCACAGCAAAGUGCAGCGUUCUGGAGACAAGUCAGGCAGCAAGCAGAAUUCAUUUGGCAUGGCGAUGCCGGGAACUGCCCACCUGGCCCACAAGUUCGCAUUUGUCUAGCCACGCCUCUCGUGCACUGUGGAAAAGCUUCAGGCGAGUCUCACCACGUUUUGCAGCCAAGUGGAGUCCGCAGGAGCCAGAGUGUGGGUGGAACUCCGAGGGGCGCCCAUGACCCGGCCAGGUGUCAGCUUCGGGCGCCACCACCCUGUAUCUCCAUAGCAGGAGGAAUCUCCAGUGGAACAUACCAUCCGCCGAAGUUGGCAUGGCCCCUUAGACCUGUUCAUGCUUCGUCCGGGUCACAGCCGAGCUACGCUCCCAGGCAGGGGCAGCUACAGGCUCCAGACCAGGCCAAACCUGUGUCCCUACGUGCUCGCUCCUGCGACGGGAUACCGCGGUGGGUGUCCCAACGGCCUGUGGAGUUGACACAGCCAUCGACCGCACUGCUUCGUUCUUCUUCAGAUCGGCGGCCGCUGGCGACGGCGUCCGAAAAGCCGAAGCAAGGCCAAGGUCGAUGUCACUCGGCCCCAGUGCUGAGACUGAGACAGGCAGAGCCUCCAAGUCCAAGGCCAAGGCCGGGCAAAACCACUGCACCUCGGCGUGGGCCCUGCGUGGUCCAGAGGAUCCUUCGCUUGCCCAGCCCGAGACUGCGACCUCCGCUUCCCAGCUACAACCAUCCCAACCCCAAGCCCAAAGAGGCCCAGGCCGCCGAGGCCGCCCAGCCCACGGCUCUCGGGCCCGGGCGGCCCGGGCCGCGCAGUCCGAAAGCGGGUCCCAGAGUCCACACCCACACAGCGCACGCAUCGCACACAUCGCGCACAUCUCGCACACCGGGCACGCAGCUCACGCCCACAAACACCGCGGCCUUCCUCCCACACGGGCGAGUAGGCUCAGGCCCAGGCACGCGCCUUCACACGCCGAGCCCCAAAGGAUGCAGGGAGCCCACGGAGGGUCAGAAUCCUUUCGGGAGUCCAAGAGUGCUUGAGGUCAGUGAGAUUCAGAAGACGGUGCACAUCGGAUCUGGGAGCUUUGGGUCUGUUUGGAAGGCGACUGUUCGUGGAUAUCCAGUUGCUGUCAAGAUCUGCCAGCAGAAUACAGCCAACGAGCGCCGGGUCACUCUGAAGGAGCUCGGCUUUCUGUGCAACUUGCAUCACCAGCGAUUGGUGUCCUUCUUGGGGUUUGCGCAGACGGCAGACCAGCUGAUCUUCGUUAUGGAGCUGAUGACUGGGGGAAAUUUGUCGGAUCUGUUAUUCUGCAAACGACCAGUGUUGAGCUUUAGGCAGAAGGCGUUGAUGGGCUGUCAAGUCGCCGAAGGUCUUUCAUUUUUGCACGAAAGGCAUGUUAUUCAUCGAGAUCUUAAGACCAUGAAUGUCGUGCUGGAUGCCUCGCUCAAUUGCAAGCUCUGUGACUUUGGCCUCACUCUUUAUCUGGACCACACGCACAUUACGGUGUGCGGAUUGCAGGGCUCUCCGAGGUACAUGGCACCCGAGCAGCUCGAGACGACAGUUCGCAUAUCGGAAAAGGUGGACAUUUGGCAGAUGGGUUGCGUGAUGCUGGAGCUGUUCUGUACCGUGGUGCCCUUCAGCAGCCUCAGCAAUGUGGCAGCGAUUAUCUCGGAGUUGAUCGUAAAGAAGAACGGCCCGACGAUUCCUGAUGAUGCAGAUCCGCGGGCUCGAGCUCUCAUAUUGCCAUGUUUGCGAAUGAGUCCGCGGUCUCGUCCUGCAGCAGACACAUUGUUGGACGUCUUGGGCCGCGUAGUGAGCAGUGGCAGCACGGCUGUCGCAAAAUGA
Messenger RNA from Symbiodinium necroappetens, 1971 nucleotides. The record is from the annotation of a GenBank genome assembly. Lineage: Eukaryota; Dinophyceae; Suessiales; Symbiodiniaceae.